Messenger RNA from Corylus avellana, 954 nucleotides. Its product is annotated as NAD(P)-binding Rossmann-fold superfamily protein. NCBI's taxonomy places the organism in Eukaryota, Viridiplantae, Streptophyta, Magnoliopsida, Fagales, Betulaceae. The record is from RefSeq and is a predicted model, not a curated record.
AUCGGUUUCAGGAAUGGAGACUCCAGGGAAGAAAGUGUUGCUCACCUCCAGUGGUGACGAGAUUUCGAAGAAUAUCGCUUUCCACUUAGCCAAACGGGGCUGCAGGUUGGUUUUGAUGGGCAAUGAGAGCUGUCUUCGAAGUAUUGCCGAAAAUAUAACUGGUUCGCUGAAGGGCGUGGUGCCGGUGGAGGUGGUUGGUUUAGACAUGGAGGAUGACAGGGAGGGAGCCUUUGGUGAGGCAGUCGCUAAGGCAUGCAUGAUAUUGGGAAAGUUGGAUGCUUUUGUACAUUGUUAUACGUAUGAAGGAAAGAUGCAAGACCAUCUACAGUUAGCUGAAGAUGAAUUCAAAAAGAUAGUGAAGAUUAAUUUUAUGGCUCCAUGGUUUCUGUUAAAGGCUGUUGGGAAAAGAAUGCGAGACUAUAAAUCUGGAGGUUCCAUUGUGUUCUUGACCUCGAUAAUUGGUGCUGAAAGAGGGAUUUAUCCAGGAGCUGCUGCAUAUGGUUCGUGUAUGGCAGGACUGCAGCAGUUAGUCAGGACAUCAGCAAUGGAGAUAGGAAAAUACCUAGUGAGAGUUAAUGCAAUUGCACGUGGCUUGCACAUUGAAGAUGAGUAUCCAGUGUCAGUGGGGAAGGAAAGGGCAGAAAAGUUGGUGAAGGAGGCGGCACCAAUGGGGAGAUGGCUUGAUGCCAAGAAUGAUCUGGCUUCCACUGUCAUGUAUUUAAUCAGUGAUGGAUCACGUUACAUGACUGGAACAACCAUUUUUGUGGAUGGAGCUCAAUCUCUUACAAGGCCGAGGAUGCGUUCUUAUAUGUGAGUCACAUCUCUUUAUCAGGUUUGUUUAGUAGAUAUCUACACACAUUGACAGUCAACCGGAAAGAGCUGCGUAGUUGACUAUUUUCAAUGAAGUUUUUCUUCCUUCAUUUGUUGAUUAUUAUACAUCAACUCUUGAGCUUG